CGGGCGCCCAGCCCGCUGGCCGGCGUCCAGGGCUUCAGGCUGUUGGCUGGCAGGCUGCAUUUCCGUUCGUCCCACAAAUCCACUGCGUUCUGGAAUGCCCUUUCCCUUCUGUAUUACUCCGUGGGCUCAGGUCGCUUGUGGUGCGCCGAUGACAACCCCAAAUCGGCCAUCAAGCCUCAAUGCAGCUGCAAAGCUAGGCGACCAGGGAAAGAUCCCCUCUCCGACUUCACUUCGCAGCGAGUGGAUCACAACCGGCGGAGAACGGCGUCUAAAGCAACCACGAAGGAUCAACUUCCUGGCUCGAUUGGAUUUGAUCCUAGCAAGAGCCACGCGGGUUGCGGGCCCGCGGUCCAUCUUCGGCUCCUCCAAGCCCCAGGUUACGCCUGUCGAGUGUCGACGUGAAGGACAUGUGUCUGGACUUUAAACUUUUUUAUUGGCUCUAGUCUAAUCCCUCGUGUCUGUUCAACUUUCUUCCACUCUUAUAGUGGCAAGGGUAUGGGGUUUAGAUUUGACUCCGCGUAAGCCUGUUUCAGGUGCCGUUGUUGAAUCCAGCGUCACGAGUCUGGGUGUCCCCCGGAGUUUUAAUUCCGCAGGACCUGGUGAAUGCGCGGUUGAUCCUCGGUGC
This is a messenger RNA of Aspergillus versicolor CBS 583.65, 625 nucleotides long. RefSeq lists its product as uncharacterized. The coding region runs from base 95 to 424 and encodes 109 amino acids. Lineage: Eukaryota; Fungi; Ascomycota; Eurotiomycetes; Eurotiales; Aspergillaceae. The transcript is spliced from 2 exons. The record is from RefSeq and is a predicted model, not a curated record.